AGGAGACCUCAUUAAUGAAUUAAUGGCUAAAUUGCCAUAAAUCCUCAUUAAUGGAAUUUACUUACACGCCUCCGUUUUGUUUCCAAAACGCAGCGUUUUGGCGCACUCUUCUCGUAUUACACUGUAUAACUACACAAGUCUUCACUACCAUCUCAACACCACCUGAAGAUCCUGUCAAGUGUGUGUCUGGAAAUACGAAUUGUACGGUCACAAACUCAUAUGGAGCCUUCCCUGACCGUUCCACGUGUCGAGCCGCCAACGUGGCGUACCCAACAACCGAAGAUGAGCUCGUGGCUAUCGUGGCUGCAGCCACUAAAGCCGGACGGAAAAUGCGUGUAACGACUCGAUAUUCCCAUAGCAUCACUAAGCUCAUGUGUACCGACGGAACCGAUGGUAUGUUCAUAAGCACGAAGCUUCUAAACCACACGGUGCGAGCGGAUGCAAAGGCUAUGACCUUGACGGUUGAGAGCGGUGUGACUUUGAGGCAGUUAAUCGGUGAAGCGGCUAAGGUUGGCUUGGCGUUGCCAUAUGCACCGUAUUGGUGGGGACUAACCGUGGGUGGUAUGAUGGGGACCGGUGCUCACGGGAGCUCAUUGUGGGGUAAAGGAAGUGCCGUCCAUGAUUAUGUGACCGAGAUCAGGAUGGUUAGUCCUGGUUCGGUCAAUGAUGGGUUUGCAAAGGUUAGAGUUUUAAGCGAGACUACGACUCCUAACGAGUUUAAUGCGGCCAAAGUUUCUCUUGGCGUUCUUGGGGUUAUCUCUCAGGUGACUUUGAAAUUGCAACCGAUGUUCAAGAGAUCAUUAAGGUAUGUUAUGAGAAACGAUUCCGAUUUCGGGGAUCAAGCCGUGACAUUUGGGAAGAAACAUGAGUUUGCCGAUUUCAUAUGGUUACCAAGCCAAGGCAAAGUGGUAUAUCGAAUGGAUGACCGAGUAGCGGUCAACACAUCAGGCAACGGUUUGUUUGAUUUUUUGCCAUUCCGUUCGCAACUCUCCGUGGCACUAGCCAUCAUAAGAUCCUUAGAGGAGACGCAAGAGACGUUCAGAUAUGCGCAUGGGAAGUGUGUAGCAGCCAAAUUAAUUUCAUCUACAUUGUUUGCUACCGCAUUCGGUUUGACCAACAAUGGCGUUAUAUUUACCGGUUAUCCGGUCAUUGGAAGCCAAAACCGAAUGAUGUCGUCAGGAUCAUGCUUAGACAGUCUUCAAGAUGGGUUGAUAACGGCGUGUGCAUGGGAUUCACGUAUAAAAAGCGAAUUCUUUCACCAAACAGCUUUCAGUAUUCCACUUACGCAAGUCCAAAGUUUCAUCAACGACAUCAAAUCUCUAGUCAAGAUUGAACGGAAAUCUCUAUGCGGACUUGAGUUGUAUUACGGAAUUCUAAUGCGCUAUGUCACAUCUUCUCCGGCUUAUCUUGGGAAAGAAACAGAAGCUUUAGACUUUGACCUAACUUAUUACCGAGCCAAAAACCCACUAACUCCUCGACUUUAUGAAGAUUUCAUCGAAGAAAUUGAGCAAAUUGCGUUAUUCAAAUAUAAAGCUUUGCCGCAUUGGGGAAAGAACAGAAAUUUAGCUUUUGAUAGAGUUGUUAAAAAGUAUAAGAAUGCGCCAGCAUUUUUGAAAGUAAAAAAAACUUAUGAUCCGAUGGGUCUAUUUUCGAGCGAAUGGACAGAUCAGAUCCUAGGAAUCAAAGGAAACGUGACGAUAAUCAAAGAUGGAUGUGCAUUGGAGGGGUUAUGUAUAUGUUCAGAGGAUGCUCAUUGUGCUCCCAGCGAAGGAUAUUUGUGUCGACCGGGAAAAGUCUACAAAGAAGCUAGAGUUUGUGAACGUACCGAUGGCAUAAGUGUGAUUCAAUAUAUCAGCAAGUUAUUAUUCAACAUUGCUUCUUAUAUCAGAAAACGCUUUUAUGUGAGGGUUGGUAUUUAUUAUGACGAAUUAUAGCUAACGUUGUUAUAAGUAUAAAUCUAUUAUAUAAAAGUUCUCAUAAACUUGACACAUCAGCUCUUCUCUUUAUGACAC
Eutrema salsugineum is the source of this 2012-nucleotide messenger RNA. Its product is annotated as probable L-gulonolactone oxidase 6. The coding region runs from base 51 to 1934 and encodes 627 amino acids. Gene Ontology annotation, cellular component: membrane. Gene Ontology annotation, molecular function: D-arabinono-1,4-lactone oxidase activity; FAD binding. The record is from RefSeq and is a predicted model, not a curated record. The transcript is spliced from 4 exons. NCBI's taxonomy places the organism in Eukaryota, Viridiplantae, Streptophyta, Magnoliopsida, Brassicales, Brassicaceae.